AUGUCAAAUAGUCUUCGUCAUUUAGCACCAGAAUUUUCAACUGAUGAAGCAAAAGAAAUAGCUAUGAAAUUUUAUAAUUUAAAUGAAUUUGUUUGCCAAUUACCAAGUGAACGUGAUCAAAAUUUUCUUUUUCAAAAUAAUCAAUCAAAAUUUAUAUUAAAAAUUUCGAAUAUUAGUGAAAUCUAUUCAAUAAUUGAUAUGCAAAAUUGUGUUAUGGAACAUAUUAAUACAUCUAGUCGAUGUUUACCUUCAUUAGAUGGACAAAUGAUUAUUACAUAUAAAAAUCAUUUUAUACGACUUAUUAAUUAUCUUCCAGGAGUUCCUUUAGGUAAUUAUCAACCUCAUAGUGCAAAAUUAUUAAUUAAUUUAGGAAAAGUUCUUGGUGAAAUAGAUAAAUCUCUAUAUGAAUUUAAACAUGAAAGUAUGAAACGUGAUCUUUAUUGGAAUAUGAUGAAUGCAGAAAAAAUAAUAAAUACAUAUAAACAUUUAAUUAUUAAUAAAAAUCAUUAUGAAAUUAUUGAAAAUAUUUUAAAAGAUUGGAUUGAAUUUGUUAUUCCACAAGUUUCAUUAUUGAGAUGUUCUGUUAUUCAUAAUGAUGCAAAUGAUUAUAAUAUUAUUGUUACUGAUGAAGAAAAUGUUGGUUUAAUUGAUUUUGGAGAUUUAUGUGAAACAUUUACUGUUUGUGAAGCUGCAAUUGCAUGUGCUUAUAUUAUGUUAGAUAAAGAUGAUCCAAUUGAUGCAGCAACAAAUCUUAUUUAUGGUUAUAAUCAAAUAUUUCCAUUUGAAAAAAUUGAAAUUGAUUUAAUAUAUUAUUUUAUACGUAUGAGACUUGCAAUGAGUGUAACAAUAUCUGCUCAUCAAAAACAAAUUCAACCUGAUAAUCAUUAUCUUGUUAUUAGUGAAAAACCAGCUUGGAAUUUACUUGAAAAAUUAACCAAUAUUGAUUCAAACAUUGUUCAUCAAACUUUUCGUUCUAUAUGCCAUUUUUCGAACUAG
Messenger RNA from Adineta steineri, 996 nucleotides. NCBI's taxonomy places the organism in Eukaryota, Metazoa, Rotifera, Eurotatoria, Adinetida, Adinetidae. The record is from the annotation of a GenBank genome assembly.